Molecule: messenger RNA, 1382 nt
Organism: Enhydra lutris kenyoni (northern sea otter)
Lineage: Eukaryota; Metazoa; Chordata; Mammalia; Carnivora; Mustelidae
Gene: STYK1
Product: serine/threonine/tyrosine kinase 1
Exons: 10
Coding region: 117-1382 (421 amino acids)
Biological process (GO): multicellular organism development; protein phosphorylation; cell surface receptor protein tyrosine kinase signaling pathway
Cellular component (GO): signaling receptor complex
Molecular function (GO): transmembrane receptor protein tyrosine kinase activity; ATP binding
Source: RefSeq, a predicted model, not a curated record
UGGCACUGUUAGAUAAUAACUCCAUUCUUGGGAAUUAUUCUCAGUGGUGCUCUGUGCAUUCUCUGAGGGCCAAGCAAAGGAGUGGACAGCUGUGUGGCCUGGGAGAUGAGAGGGGCAUGGCACGAAUACUACUGGAAUGCAGUCUCAGUGACAAGCUGUGUGUUGUCCGGGAGCAGCAGUACGAGAUUAUCAUCAUCCCAACCAUCCUGGUUGGCAUCUUCCUUAUCCUUCUUGCCGUCAUCCUGUGGCUUUUUAUCAGAGGUCAAAGAGCUCAACAACAGUCUCCUGGACUCCGAGGCGUUGGCCCUGUGCCUCCAACUAGGGGCCUAAGCUGGGAGGCGGCAGGGCAUGGAGGAAGUGUGCUCGUGCCACUUAAGGAGACCUCGGUGGAAAGCCUCCUACGGACUACCACUCAUGCUCUGGCUAAGCUGCAGGUGCCCCGGGAGCAACUCUCUGAAGUUCUGGAGCAGAUCCACAAUGGUAGUUGUGGAACCAUCUACCGAACCAAGAUGUACACGGGGGACCCUGCUAAGCCAAAGAGUGUUGUCCUCAAGGCUUUGGAAGAACCGACUGGGCUCCAGGAAGUACAGGAUUUCUUAGGGCGAGUCCAAUUCUAUCAGUACCUGGGGAAGCACAGGAACCUGGUGCAGCUGGAAGGCUGCUGCACGGAGAAGCUGCCGCUCUAUAUGGUGCUGGAGGAUGUGGCCCAAGGGGACCUGCUUAGCUUUCUCUGGACCUGUCGGCGGGAUGUAAUGACCAUGGAUGGCCUUCUCUAUGAUCUCACAGAAAAACAAGUCUAUCACAUUGGGAGGCAGGUCCUCCUGGCUUUGGAAUUUCUCCAGGAUAAGCAUCUGUUCCAUGGGGAUGUAGCAGCUAGGAAUAUCCUGAUCCAAAGUGAUCUUACUGCCAAGCUCUGUGGACUGGGCCUGGCUUAUGAAGUCCAUGCCCGAGGGGCCAUCCCAGCUACUCACUCUGUACCUCUCAAGUGGCUUGCCCCAGAGCGACUUCUGCUGAGACCAGCUGGCAUCAGAGGAGAUGUCUGGUCCUUUGGGAUCCUGCUUUAUGAGAUGGUGACUCUAGGGGCACCACCAUAUCCUGAAGUCCCUCCUACGAGCAUCUUACAAUAUCUCCAAAGAAGGAAAAUCAUGAAGAGACCCAGUAGUUGCACACAUACCAUGUAUGGUCUUAUGAAGUCUUGCUGGCGCUGGAGUGAGGAAAGCCGCCCUUCACUGAGAGAGCUGCACUCACGUGUAGAAAUCGCCACUCGAACUGCAGAUGACAAAGCUGUGUUGCAAGUACCUGAGUUAGUGGUGCCUGAACUGUAUGCAGCUGUGGCGGGAAUCAGCGUGGACAGCCUCUCCUACAGCUACAGCAUCCUCUAA